CUCACCCCUAAACUGAACGAGGUGUGAUCCCUGACCGCCUCCCGCAACCCGAGCCUACCCCCGCCGCCGCCGUUGUCCCUGAGGUCAGCUUGCCGCCGCCGCCGCUGCUUGCUUUCUUCCCAGAUCUAUCAUCAUUUCCAUGGAUGGGAAGACCCUCCACCCUAUUCAAUCUACAUCUUCUUCCUCCUCCCCUAAACAUCUUCUGAUUCCCGACCCCUCCGUCGCCUCCUCCUCCUCCUCCUCUGCCCUACCUAUCGCCACCCUCACCGCUGCCUCCGCAGUCUCAAUUCGACCCAGAAAGAACAGAAAGGUUUCCUCCUCCUCGGACGCUUCCAAGAGGGUCGCCUCUGCCGCCGGCGGCCUCGCCGUCCGCGUGAUCCCCCGCCCUCUUUCCUCUGAUGGGGAGAUUGUCGCUGCACUUCGCUACCUCCGCGCCGCUGACCCAUAUCUCGCCCGCGUGAUCGACGCACACGAGCUUCCCACUUUCCAGUGUCUCCACCCACCUUUCCACGCCCUCGCCCGCAGCAUCCUCUACCAGCAACUGGCCAUGAAGGCCGGCGCUGCCGUCUAUGCCCGAUUCAUCUCUCUUUGUGGUGGCGAGUCCGGCGUUGUUCCUGAGGUUGUCCUCGACCUUACCCCUCAUCAACUCCGCCAGAUCGGUGUCUCUGGCCGCAAGGCUUCCUACCUCCACGACCUAGCCCGGAAGUACCACAGCGGCAUACUCUCUGAUGCCGCCAUCGUUGCUAUGGACGACAAGUCGCUCUCCACUAUGCUCACCAUGGUCAAAGGCAUUGGUGCAUGGUCCGUUCAUAUGUUCAUGAUCUUCUCGCUCCACCGACCUGAUGUACUCCCCGUCGGCGACCUUGGUGUUCGCAAGGGGGUGCAAUUGUUGUAUGGUCUCGAGGAGGUCCCACGGCCUUCACAGAUGGAGCAGCUUUGUGAACGGUGGAGACCGUAUCGUUCUGUUGGGUCUUGGUACAUGUGGAGGCUUGGGGAGGUCAAGGGUGCACCCCCUUUGGCUUCAUCAAACGCUGAAGAUGGUGCCCUUGAUUUCACUUCCGUGGGAGGAGGAACAAUAUCGCAGCCACAGUUAAUUGAUCCAAUUCAGAUACUUCCUAGUCUUGGAUGAAAGCCAUACGCUUCCAACUGGUAAUGUUUCAGAUUUUCGCCUAAAGCUAGCUUAUUAGAAAAAGAGCUAGCUUACUACGUUCCUAGUUUCUACAUCUAAUGAGCUGUUGUCAGUGCCAAAACGCAUUCCUUUUUGGUUCUGUAAUUUAUGUCGUACACAUGUUAUGUUUGCUCAUUGACUCAACAUGCUGCACCACCUUGUUCUUGGAGUUCUUAUAGGUUGACCUUUCAUGCCAAUGCUAUGUUACUGCCAGUCUCUGUACUCAUAGGUCAACACUUCAAUUGUAAUUAAUUGAUUAUCAUGGAUAUAAUCAUUCAUGUUCAUCUA
Molecule: messenger RNA, 1456 nt
Organism: Zingiber officinale
Lineage: Eukaryota; Viridiplantae; Streptophyta; Magnoliopsida; Zingiberales; Zingiberaceae
Product: DNA-3-methyladenine glycosylase 1-like
Exons: 1
Coding region: 140-1129 (329 amino acids)
Biological process (GO): base-excision repair; base-excision repair, AP site formation; DNA alkylation repair
Cellular component (GO): nucleus; protein-DNA complex
Molecular function (GO): alkylated DNA binding; DNA-7-methylguanine glycosylase activity; DNA-3-methyladenine glycosylase activity
Source: RefSeq, a predicted model, not a curated record